Molecule: messenger RNA, 2424 nt
Organism: Rana temporaria (common frog)
Lineage: Eukaryota; Metazoa; Chordata; Amphibia; Anura; Ranidae
Gene: GPS1
Product: G protein pathway suppressor 1
Exons: 15
Coding region: 71-1717 (548 amino acids)
Cellular component (GO): COP9 signalosome
Source: RefSeq, a predicted model, not a curated record
GGCGCAAGGGACGUAACCCGGAAGUGGUCGGCUGGUCGGGGCCGGAGCAGUGGAGAGCGAGGGGGUGACGAUGCCUCUCCCGGUGCAAGUGUUCAGCCUGCAGGGAGGCGAUGUGUCAGGGUCUGAGGAUACAGACAGUCAGAACAGAUCACAAUCCUCUCCUUGGACAGAUGUAUAUGGAGGCCCUGACAGCGAUAGUGCAGAAGAAUUCUAUUUAGAUAAAGUUGGAUCUUUCAUCUGGAAAGCCAUUUCAUCAGCCUACUCAUUGCAUUUUGAGGGUGCUGUGGAGCCCAUGCAGAUUGAUGCUGACCCUCAAGAUGACCAACAGAAUGUGCCUGACAUCAACUAUGUGGUGGAGAAUCCAACUCUGGAUCUGGAGCAGUACGCCUCCAGUUACAGUGGUCUCAUGCGCAUUGAGAGGUUGCAGUUUAUUGCUGAUCGGUGUCCACAGCUGCGUGUUGAGGCCCUGAAGAUGGCUCUGUCGUUUGUGCAGCGGACUUUUAAUGUAGAUGUUUACGAAGAGAUUCAUCGCAAGUUGUCAGAGGCCAUCAGGUAUCAGGGGGAGGUACAGAAUGCACCAGAUGCUUUGCCUGAGGGCUCGCUGGACCCCCCUCCUCUGGACACAGCCUGGGUGGAGGCCACUCGCAAAAAAGCACUUCUGAAAUUAGAGAAACUGGACACUGACCUAAAGAAUUACAAAGGGAAUUCAAUUAAAGAAAGUAUAAGGAGGGGUCAUGAUGAUUUGGGAGAUCAUUACCUGGACUGCGGAGAUCUUAGCAACGCUCUUAAAUGCUACUCUCGAGCCCGGGACUACUGCACUAGCGCUAAACAUGUCAUCAAUAUGUGCUUGAAUGUCAUUAAGGUCAGUGUUUACCUCCAGAACUGGUCUCACGUUCUCAGCUAUGUCAGCAAAGCAGAAUCAACGCCUGAAAUUGCAGAGCAACGGGGAGAAAGAGACAGCCAGACCCUGUCAGUGCUUACAAAGUUAAAGUGUGCUGCAGGCCUGGCAGAAUUGGCUGCACGUAAAUACAAACAGGCAGCGAAAUGCUUCUUGCUGGCAUCGUUUGACCACUGCGACUUUCCAGAGUUGCUUUCCUGCAAUAAUGUCGCUGUAUAUGGAGGACUUUGUGCACUGGCCACUUUUGAUCGCCAAGAACUUCAGAAAAAUGUAAUCUCUAGCAGUUCUUUCAAGCUGUUUCUGGAGUUGGAGCCUCAAGUCCGUGAUAUCAUCUUUAAAUUCUAUGAAUCCAAGUACGCCUCCUGUCUAAAAAUGCUGGAUGAGAUGAAGGAUAAUCUUCUUCUGGACAUGUACUUGGCUCCUCACGUCCGAACGCUUUAUACUCAAAUCCGAAACCGAGCUCUUAUACAGUACUUUAGCCCUUACGUUUCUGCGGACAUGUACAAAAUGGCAAUUUCCUUUAACACAACUGUCCCUGCCCUAGAGGAUGAGCUAACGCAGCUGAUUCUGGAAGGGUUAAUUAACGCCCGCAUUGAUUCUCACAGCAAGAUCCUGUAUGCUCGAGAUGUGGACCAGCGCAGCACUACAUUUGAGAAAUCAUUACAGAUGGGGAGGGAGUUUCAGAGGCGCGCCAAAGCCAUGAUUUUGCGAGCUGCUGUUCUACGUAAUCAGAUCCACGUAAAGUCCCCUCCCAGGGAAGGAAGCCAAGGAGAGCUGACCCCAGCUAACAGCCAAUCCCGGCUCAGCACCAACAUGUGAGUGUGUCGCUGCCCUGCACCUCCUGGCCACUGACACAUCACAAGAAGAGUACAAGGGUGGUCAGACCAUAACCCACAGGCAUACGACAUGUUCCACCCGCUUGCGUCACCUUCCCAUAGGCUGCCUCGGCUGAGCUGUUAAGAACUUGUCAGGAGCUGCAUGGUUUUAUCUCAUCAGUCUCAGUUUAUUUGACAUGAUCACCUUUGCUCUUUCUGGCCCGAAUUAGAGAAGUAAUGAUGCUGAGUUUUCAUCUGGACGUUUCCAGGCAGCAGCUGCACUGGGGCAGGCCAAAAUUACGAUUGAGAUGUAAACGGCAGGGAACAGCCACAGUGUCAUCUCAGAAUGAAUGUUACAAAGCGCAUUCAGCAGCUUGUGUGCCCCUCUCGGCCUUUGCGUCAUCCCAACAGUUUAUUUUUUUCCCCUUUUGUUCUCCUGCCCACUCUCCCUUUUUCUCUCCUUUGCUUGUUGCUAUCCCCUCUCUCCAUGCUGUCUGCUGUGCUCUGAACAUUAAGCACCCCAGUGAGUUGGCCGUUCUAAGUUUAAGAUGCUGGUUCUGUUUAUUUUACCUUUUAUGAAGACAGGGCAUACAGCUGCAUUAGGAUCCAAUCAGAAGCUCCUCUUCCACCUCAAAAAAAAAAAAAAAUGAUAUUUAAAUGUUCCCUUUUGGUUUCUUGUUUUCAAUUAAACUUGUUCCUGUUUUUGCGUUC